Molecule: messenger RNA, 2922 nt
Organism: Acanthisitta chloris (rifleman)
Lineage: Eukaryota; Metazoa; Chordata; Aves; Passeriformes; Acanthisittidae
Gene: ARHGAP11A
Product: Rho GTPase activating protein 11A
Exons: 10
Coding region: 352-2922 (856 amino acids)
Biological process (GO): signal transduction
Source: RefSeq, a predicted model, not a curated record
AUAUUUGGAAUAUCUGUUCAUGCAUUGCCACAAACACUUGUGCCAGAAUACGGUUAUAUUCCAAGCUUUCUUGUUGAUACUUGUGAAUACUUGAAAGAACAUGUUCGUACUGAGGGACUCUUCAGAAAGUCUGGAUCUCUUGUUCGUUUAAAAGCUCUGAAGAGUAAACUGGAUCAAGGUGAAAAUUGCCUCUCAGCUGCACUGCCAUGUGAUGUUGCAGGACUCCUCAAACAGUUCUUUAGAGAGCUGCCAGAACCCAUCCUUCCUGCUCACCUGCAAGAAGGCCUUCUCAGAGCUCAGCAGUUUGGAGAUGAGGAGAAGAAAACUCCAACUGUGUUGCUGUCGUGUUUGAUGGCCGACAGAACCAUUGAAGCUCUGAGAUACUUUUUCAACUUUCUGAGAACAGUGUCCUUAAGAUCCAGUGAAAACAAAAUGGAUAGCAGUAAUCUGGCAGUGAUUUUUGCUCCCAACCUCUUGCACUCAAACGAAAAUGAAAAGAUGUCAGCCAAUACAGAAAAAAAAAUUCGCUUGCAAGCUGCUGUUGUGGAAACACUCAUCGACCACGCAGCAGAAAUCGGACAAGUACCAGAAUUCAUCUUGGAAAAGAUUCCUGCAAUGUUAGGUGUUGAUGCCUUUCAGUCUACUCCCUCACUGUGGGUCCAUGAAGACAGUGAAAAUGAAUCUCCUAGUGAAUGUAAGAGGAGGAGACACCGAAGUGUUGCAGUCCUUUCCUCAGUGACUCCAGUGGUUCUGACUCCACGCACCAAGCGUAAACUUCCAGCUGAUUGCUCUCAGGGCUUGUCCAGCAAGAAGAGACGAUCUUUAAAGCACAGUUUUGCCUUUGAGUUGUUACCAAGUAGCAUCUUUAACAGCAGCUCAACACCAGCAUCAGUUCAGUUUGAAGCAAGCCCUUGUGUGUCUUUUGAGUCAUCACAAACCUCAUUAUCUCCUUCCACCGUGGGUGAAAAUCAUCUCUCUAGUUCGGGGAAUAGAAGAAGUAAAAGACUCAUGAACAAGAAAUUAUACAGGGCUGAAUCAGGAAAGACAGGUUGUUUUUCUCCAAAGAUAAGCCGAAAAGAAAUGGUUCGUAGGUCAUUGCGCUUGAAAUUUGGUUUGGGGAAAAGCAAUAGAGAAAUGAAUAUUGUACCAGGAUGUGCAGUUGGUAAUAGAUCUGAAAAUAUUGGAAGGCGUCUUGCAAGUCAGCAAGGUUUGGAAAGUGGAACUGAAUGUGCAAAAAGAGAUGUACUCUUCAGCCCAUAUAUCAAUGAAAAAUUCCCUAAGAAAGGUUCAAGGAAUGUAAGCAAGUCAGAAGAAAACUUGUUAACUCCAAAAUGUCACGAUAAAGUAGUUCACCGAAUGUCAUGGAAUAGCUCUGCUGUUACGGGUUCUCAGGUGAUCAGCAAGAAUGAGCAAAUUCUGCCAGGGCACAGUGAAACAGGAGUCGGCUCUUCAGAAUCUGUUUUGAUACUUGGAAAGCCACCAGUUCUAGAUGAGUUCAAACCCACAACUGUAAGCAAACAAGACAACAACUUAGAACUUACGCUUUGUGAAGAGGAAAGUAAUUCAACUGCAGAAACGUUACUUAAAGUUAAGCAAGCCUUCUCUGCAUCUGGAAGUAUUCUUCACAGUUUGAUAGGUGAUAAAAAAUUGUCCUUCUCAGAUGUAGCAGAUGAAACAUUAAAUGAAACUCCACAUCUCGCAGGGCUCCAUCCAGCAAAAGAAUUGUUAGCUGGAGAAGUUUCUGAAAAUCUAGCAAAUGCAAAAUCCAGGGAGCUGUCGCACCAAUUUAAUCAAUCUUCUGCUAUUGAUAAACAGCAGUCAAAACCAGAUGAAAUUAAAGUUUUGGAGAAAAACUUCAAAACUUCUAUUGAGAUUGAACUUCAGGUCCCAAAACCAGAUAUAAAAAAAGUAACAGAACUUCCUAUGCCUCAGGUACAGGCCAGGGAAGACACGUUGACUGUUCAGAACAGUUCAUCAAAAGAUGACUUAAACAAAUUAGACUUCUUUGGAAGAAAAGAGGAAACUGAAUUGACGCACUCUGACAUAAACAAAGUAGAUUUCUUUGGAAGAAAAGAGGAAAUGGAAUUAACGCACUUGCAAACAGCGGAAAACUGUAUGGUAAAAUGCUGUAAUUUAGAAGAUGCUGCUAAACUUUCUUUGGCAGGACAGCUUCCUAGACUGCAGUUGCCUGAAUCACAAAAUGAACUAGGCAACCAACACUCGCAAGCUGAAAAUUCUGAUAAAACUUUAACUAAAACAUCAACUGUUUCAGACCAUGGAAAGGUUUCUGACCAUAUACAGUGGUUCAACAAGCUUUCAUUAAAUGAUCCAAGUUCUGCAAGCAAAACUAAGCCACCUCUGAAGUUUCAACGUACUCCAGUGAGACAGUCUGUGAGACGAAUUAAUUCCUUAUUGGAGGCUAACAGACACUCUGUAAGCUGUCAGCCACUUAAGGCAAGCAGUGUUGGUUCACCGCUUGUUAAAUCUUUGAGCUAUGAUUCUGCACUAUUCUCCUGCACAGAAAAGCCCUCAAAAAAUUCUACAGUUUUGCCACGCAGGAGUGAAAGUACACGUGACCAAGUUUCUGUGUCUUGUAAGCAGCUAGACUUAACAUCCAAAUCGUGUUGCAGGCCUUUAAAUCCAUCAGGCAAGCCUGAUGUUUCUGCCAGAACUGCUGGAAUCCAUGAACAGGAAGGGACUGCUCAUCCAUCGAAGUCUGUUCUAGAAGAUCUAACCAAUUAUGAAAUGGUUAAAUCCAGUUUGAAAGUUAAUGCAAAUGUCAAUAUUCCAGGUGCUGCCCCAGAAAAACCUACAAUCGCAAGAAAUGCUCCAGGAAAAGAAAGAGUUCGUUAUAGAGGCUCUCCAAAGAACCCAAUACCUAAAGUGAAACUGCUACCAACUGCAAAGCCAGUAGACUUAUGA